This is a messenger RNA of Humulus lupulus (European hop), 324 nucleotides long. Its product is annotated as protein argonaute 6-like. Gene Ontology annotation, cellular component: cytoplasm. Bases 1 to 324 code for a protein of 107 amino acids. NCBI's taxonomy places the organism in Eukaryota, Viridiplantae, Streptophyta, Magnoliopsida, Rosales, Cannabaceae. The record is from RefSeq and is a predicted model, not a curated record. The transcript is spliced from 4 exons. Gene Ontology annotation, molecular function: nucleic acid binding. Gene Ontology annotation, biological process: regulatory ncRNA-mediated post-transcriptional gene silencing.
AUGCGUGUUCAAGAAUCAAAAGGUCUUUUAAAGCCUGCAUAUCAACAUCUAGGGGAGGAAAACAUUCCCAAGUUUACUGUGAUUGUGGCUCAGAAAAAUCAUCACACAAAGUUAUUUCAAGCUGGCGGUGCCAACAAUAAUGUCCCACCAGGGACUAUCGUGGACACUGGAAUUGUGCACCCAAGGAACUAUGAUUUCUAUCUGUGCUCUCAUGCUGGGAUGAUUGGAACUUCUAGGCCAGCACACUAUCAUGUCCUAGUUGAUGAAAUUGAUUUCUCUCUUGAUGACUUGCAAAACCUUAUCCGUUCCUUAUCUUACGUGUAA